AUGUCUGAAAACAACAGAGGUUCAUCCGUCUUUGGUGAAGAGGACAAUAGCCCCUUCCCACACCAACUGGGGCUCGCCAGUCUUAUCCAGUCCCAGGGGCCCGAUAAGAAAGAUUCCAAAAAGAACGGCAAGAAACCACUGAACUCGAGCUCUAAGGAUUCUGAUAACCCUACUGACGAAGCUGUCGAUGAUGAUUUGGAUGACGAGUCCAUGUUGCUUUACAGAAGUGACAGAGAACAGUUUAAUACUGUGCAUAUUGACUACGAGAGCAGGGUUACUAAGCUCCUCAGUCCAGAGAGUAACGCUAAGAUCUUGAUUAGCGAAGCAGGUAAAUCUAACGAAGGAAUGGCCAAUUCCCUGAAGAAGUAUGUUGUCUACACCAUCAAACUUGUCAGUCAGGAUAACCCCAAGGAAGAAAUCCAAACCCGAAGACGGUACUCCGACUUUGAGAGCUUGCGUGACAUUCUUACACGCGUAUACCCGCUAUUAUUGAUCCCCCCAAUUCCUCCGAAGAACUACUUCUCGUUAAAUGUAUUCAAUGGCCUCGUUGGCAAUGGCAACGGUGGCGCUAACAACAAUAACCACCAGGCUGUGGGGCCUUCCGACCCACCUAACGACUCAAGCAAUACGACAUCUUACACUUACAUCAACUCCAAGCAUUUGAACAAGAAUAAACUCGUCGAACAUCGCAAGCGUCUCCUUUCGAACUUUUUGAAUAACUGCUUGUCUAUUCCACAGGUUAGAAACCUAGAGUUUUUUGCUAAGUUUCUUGAUCCUUCGGCGAAUUGGACGGACGAAAUAGAAUUGAUCUCAAGUCAACUACCGAAGUCUAUUUACCAGCUGAAUCCUGAGAAUGGUUUGAAAACUGACGAGAUCUAUUCCAAUUUACCUUUGCCAUCUACGCAGCCUGGAUUGAGUUUCCAAUUCCUCAAGCCCUUGAAGAAUAACAGGAAGUUUUUAACAAGUACUACCAGCCGAUUUCUCGGUACUAAUCAAGAGGCGAACCAGGAUGCCCAGUCUAACGGUGCCGCCGAACAGGAAUCGCAAGCUGAAUCCGCUGACGCCCGUUCGAUAAGAUUCAAAACCUCGAGUUUGGACAAUAUCAACAAGAAGAUAAUGGAGAACUUUAUCGGCAUGUCGAACGAUUAUGUUGAACUUGGCAGUGCGCUCAAUUCCUUUUCGUUGACGCUAGCAGAUUCCCUGAAAGCACGAGACGGAAAGAAUUCCGAAGAGGAUGAUGUGAAACUCGACUUGGUCGUUGACAAAAUCGGUGUGGCAUUUGAUAGGUCCUACAUUGCCAUCAAUGCGCUCGUAAGUGAACUGGAGACUAAGUUUUCUGAACCAUUAGGUGAGGCGGUGCAAUACGACAAUAUCCUAGGUUCAGUCAAGAAGUACCAAUCACGCAAACUGAAGCAGAAGGAGCUUAUAGACCAAGAAGUCCAAGAGAAGAAGAAAGAGCUUUCGCACCUUUCAAGGGCAAAUCCAGCAAAUGGGGAGAACGGCAACAAUAUUCCGAAACCCGUGAGUUCAAAUGACGCUGCACAAGCCUCGAACGCAAGUGGCGCUUCUCCCCGGAAUGAGAGACUGGGAUACUUCCCGAGUAUGGGAUCACUCAAGAAGAUAACCAAAUACGUCACCGACAUAAUUGAUCAGAAUCCCGAAGAGACCAAAAGAAACAGAAUCGACUAUUUACAAAAGAAGAUUGCGACGCUUGAAAAGUGCCAGACGAUCAUGCUUCAAGACAUAUCGUUCAUAACUGAUGAAACUCAAGACGAUCUUCCAGAUAUUGCUCAGCUACAAUAG
Candidozyma haemuli is the source of this 1803-nucleotide messenger RNA. RefSeq lists its product as uncharacterized. The record is from RefSeq and is a predicted model, not a curated record. NCBI's taxonomy places the organism in Eukaryota, Fungi, Ascomycota, Pichiomycetes, Serinales, Metschnikowiaceae. The coding region runs from base 1 to 1803 and encodes 600 amino acids. The transcript has 2 exons. Gene Ontology annotation, molecular function: phosphatidylinositol binding.